AUGGGAGACAUAUCGGACAGGGAUCCCAACCGAGUAUACUACAAUUCAGGAGGGUUCCAACGAUCUCGUCCUAUCUUGACGGGUCCAGAAGCGAAGGAAACGUUUGAAGAGAUCCCUGUCAUCGAUUUUUCGGAAGUGACAUCUUCAGCGACUGACGUUCGCCAAAGGCUCGCCGAUGAAGUCGGCCAUGCUGCUCGAAACGUGGGCUUCUUCUACGUCAAGAACGCUCCCGUGUCUCACACCAAAAUUGAUCGCGCCUUUGAGCUCUUAGAAUCAUUCUUCGCUCAGCCAGAAGAUGUCAAGCGGCAAAUCGAUUGCAACAAAAGCAAUGAAGCCAAAGGGUGGCAGCCGCAGCAGACGGUCGGCCCGAACGGGGUGCUCCGCGAGUCGUACUCGAUGGGCAAUGACUACAAAGAGCCUGAACAACACCAUAUCAGCGUUGCACCGGAGGGGAGUGUGCCUCUGAAUCAAUGGCCUUCAGAGGACACCAUCCCCGGGUUUCGCAAGGCUAUAUAUGACUAUUACCUGGAAGUCUACCCUUUCGCGAAGACGUUGAUCCAAAUCUUCUCUCUCGCAUUGGGCCUCGACCAAACGGAAUUGGAUCAAUACUUUCAGCAACCUCUGGCGGACAUCACGGCGCAGUAUUACCCUGCACACCAGGCGCCUGACUCGAACCCGCUGGAACUGCUCUCUCCCCACGCAGACUUUGGCGUCGUCACUCUCCUCUUACAGAAUGAUGUGCCGGGGUUGGAAGUCCUCAACGCGAACGGCAUCUGGAUUCCCGCCCCGCCCAUGCCGUAUACUUUCGUCGUCAACACGGGCAACUACGUCGAGGCGUGGACAAACGGACGCUGGCCCGCGACCGUGCACAGAGUGUAUGGGAAACUUGACCAGCCGAGGUUCUCUCUGCCCUUUUUCGUGUCACCUUCUCCCGAUGUGGUCGUCAAACCGCUACGGGAACUCCUGGAGGACGGCGAGAGGCCGAAAUAUGAAGAGCGCAACGUCGACCAGAGACAGGUCAAGGGCCAGAUCGGUUCGAGGCACAACCACCCAAUGACGAAAUUGUUGAGAAGAGUCGUGCCACAGGAAGAGGAUUGGAGAUGGGAGAUGUUGUAUCAACCGCACUUACUGCCCCGUGUAGCCUCAAGUUAGUCCUAGAGUAUGCUUUGGGUUUCUGUAUCUUGUGGAAAGCUGAUUGACGGUUCCCG
Exophiala oligosperma is the source of this 1208-nucleotide messenger RNA. RefSeq lists its product as uncharacterized. Bases 1 to 1152 code for a protein of 383 amino acids. The transcript has 2 exons. Gene Ontology annotation, molecular function: dioxygenase activity. The record is from RefSeq and is a predicted model, not a curated record. Lineage: Eukaryota; Fungi; Ascomycota; Eurotiomycetes; Chaetothyriales; Herpotrichiellaceae.